UUUGUGCAGUUCAUGGCACUGCUGUUUUCUGCCCAGAAGCAAGUGACCUCAGCUCUGAUGAGCUUCUGAUUGGUGAGUUCCGUUAAUAUUCGAAACAAAUCCCUAAAAAUGAUCACGGGCACUUUAUUAAUAUAAUUUCCACAGUGUAUAUUUAAACCAUAUCUUAAUAGUUUAUUUAUAGAUUUAUAGAUGCGUGUUUGUCUCACAGGUUGUUUGGGUGUGCGGUUCACCUGGCUGUACGCUGUGUUUGAUGACCUGCGCUCGUUGGUGGAGUUCGCGGUCAGUCUGCGCUGUGAGACCGGACUCUGUCCCGCGGACAUCGACAGUCACGGACAUUACUGCGGCAAUGCAAACGCACGGGACACCGCGCGCGAACACGUCCAGCCCGCCGACACACUCGACCGGUGUUGUUUUACUCACUGGAGAUGUUCUCAAGAGCUGAAGGACAGAAACUGCAGUCGGAGGAUACCACCAUACAGCAACUACACCUGCAGCUACAACUCCAGCUGUGAUAUGUUGGAUUUCUGUGAGGAAGGAUUCUGUCAUUGUGACAAGACGGUUAUAGACUGCAUCAGCUCCAACCAUCCAGUCACAAAACAGAUUGGAGGUAACCAACCAAUCACAGCACAGACAGACUCUCCCUUUGUGACUGAUCUGCCUGAUAAUGAUACCUACACUAGUGAUAUGGCCAAUGGAACAGACAGGGUGGAGCUUUCUCCAUCAGACAUCGACAUGGAGAUCAUGUUCUAUGGAGUUAAUGGCACACUGAAUGAGACUGUGAGUAACUACACCAAUGAGCUGCUGCUGGUUAACGACUCUCAGAGCAGCAAUAUCCAGAGCACAAAGUACCCUGGGAUAUUUCAGUCAGGUCCAGAGGAAGAGGAGAAUGAAGCAGAGGAAAGAGAAAUGGACAGAAACUCAGAGAGAGGAAGUAUAGUUGAGAGAGAGGAAGAGGAGGCAGUGGAAUAUGAGGGUGUUACUGCUGUGCUGACGACAGAAGAGCUCGGCAGGGACAAACAGGAAGAAGAAAUCCCUAUUACCCACAAUGCAUUGGAGUGGAGAACAGAUAAUGAGCUGAAUAUUAACAUAGCGCUACCUGCAACAACAGAAUCACAGACCGUCACAGAAUCACCAGAUACAUACACAAACACACACGCUCCUCAUUACACAGCCCACACAAUACCAACAACUCACACACAGUCAUCUGAGGAGGACGGCGAUGAGAGCGAUGAAGAUGAACUUCAGUCACCUGCAAGCGACACUUCAAAACCUAUUACACACAUAUCUGGUACACAUACUACAACUAAUGACCUCACUAGUGACAUCGCUACAUCAUAUGUCAGUCCACCAUUACACAUCACUUCAGAGGAAAAGAGUGACAAGUCCCAAGAGGACAGAGAAGAGGAACAGGAAAUAACAGAGAAUGACAUAGAAACAGAAGAAGAUUCAACAAAAGCCAAUCAAAGCCCUUAUAUAGUUUUGCUAACCACACCCACUAAAAGAGCAACCAACGAGUACUCACAUCACAAAACAACCCCCCCAACAGCUACCAAUAAAAACAUAGUAGCUGCAAGCACUUUGGUGCAACACACAUUAAUGAAAGGAAAUGAGGAAAAACAGACGAGAGAUGAAAAUAGUGAGGAAGAUAAAGACAAUGAAAGAGAAAGUGAUUUAAUAGGAAAGAGUCAGGAAAGCAGCGUAGAACAGACCGAACAAACAACUCAAACACAAACCAAUACGAAGCCAUCUCUAUCAGAAGAGGAUGAGGAUGAAAGGCACAAGAAAGACAGUAAGGAAGAUCCACAAAGUGAAGAAGAGGAAGAUGAAUCUGUGAAAACCCAAACCACCGCGAUCCCAUCCAGGGUCAGAGAGGUCAGCCCAUCCACCUGGAUCAUUCCAGCUCUGGUCCAUAAACCUCCAAGCGUAUCUCCAAGACCAACAGCUCCCACAGCUGCAAAACCAGCCAAGAAUCACAAGGCCACCUCUACGGCUCCUCACAGACCCGUCAGCACACGGACCACAACAUCAGGCCUCGCUGCUUUCGAAACCGUCCCUCAUCCACAGAAACCUCCUGCCCUGGACCGCUCGCCGCCAUUGACCACUACGGCUCAGCAGGAGUCGGCUGAGGAAGAGGAGCAGGAGAAAGAGGAAGAGAAAGAGCCAUCUGACAGCUCGCAGGAAUCUGAGAAAACUGAGUCUCACCGGGUCCGGAGACGGGCGGCACCGCUCUUUGCUUGGUCUUUAUUGGAGGCUGCUGGACUGUCAGAUCUACAGCAGCAGCAAGACGACUCUGAAGAGUGCAGCACUUCUUUCCUCCAGUACAGUGCGUCUGGACAGGUGUUAAGGGACAUGUCUGCUCUAGGAGAAAUGCUGUACUGUCUGACCGGACGAUGUCCUCAUGAAUAUCAACACUACGGCUGCUACUGUGGACAGCAGGGGACAGGAAACCCAGUAGACCAACUGGACCGGUGCUGUUUUCUGCAGCAGUGCUGUUUGGAGCAGCUUGUUGUUUUGGGCUGCAGGAAAAACCGAAAACUCAACGCUCACAUCAGCUGCCAGAGUGGAAAGCCUCGAUGUUCAGGUAUGAGUGUGUGCGAUCGGCUGCAGUGCGUCUGUGAUCGCUCGACUGCCGAGUGCGUGGCGGCUUCACACUACAACCACUCAGUCACCUCCUCCUCGUGUUCUGGGCCCCGUGCGGCCUGCCACCGUAAGCCUCAUUCUUUAGCACAAUCAGCCAAUCAGGACUCCAGUGAGGAGAGCAAUGAAAUGACCCCAGCUCGGCCUCAAAUCGACACACAUAUGAGACCACACACACCUACACUCGACAAAAAAACAGAACUGGACAUCGAAGAGGAGGAGGAGGAGGAAGAAGAAGAGGAGGAGGAGCCAGGGAAGGAAAAAGAAGAGGAGGAGGAGGAAGCUGUAGAACAAGAGGAAGAGGAGGAAGAAGAAUUGGAGAAGUAGAAUGAGGUGGUUCUGUGAUUUUAAUAUCUUCAGGGAGCUCUUAAUAAAAGAAUCAGUCAGAAAGGAUGUCAUGCACAUUUACUGAACAGUUAAGCUCAGUCUGAACUCACUCAGUCUCCAGCGGCCUCAAAAGAUAAACCAAGAUCUGCUGCUCCUCCUCUUCUGGUGCUUGACCUAUUAAAAGACUUUGUAUGCUGGAUCAUAAAUUCCAGAGGUUCCAUUUUUUGUAUUGCUCAGUAUUUUUUGAUCCACUUGUAACUGAGGUCUGUUUAAUUCAAAAUAAAAGCAUUUUUUAUGUAAAA
This is a messenger RNA of Puntigrus tetrazona (Sumatra barb), 3266 nucleotides long. RefSeq names its product otoconin 90 (gene oc90). Bases 190 to 2964 code for a protein of 924 amino acids. NCBI's taxonomy places the organism in Eukaryota, Metazoa, Chordata, Actinopteri, Cypriniformes, Cyprinidae. Gene Ontology annotation, biological process: lipid catabolic process; arachidonate secretion; phospholipid metabolic process. The transcript has 13 exons. Gene Ontology annotation, molecular function: phospholipid binding; calcium ion binding. The record is from RefSeq and is a predicted model, not a curated record.